Messenger RNA from Cyprinodon tularosa, 4353 nucleotides. It is a transcript of the gene itga7, whose product is annotated as integrin, alpha 7. Gene Ontology annotation, molecular function: integrin binding. The record is from RefSeq and is a predicted model, not a curated record. Gene Ontology annotation, biological process: cell adhesion mediated by integrin; cell-matrix adhesion; integrin-mediated signaling pathway. Bases 294 to 3650 code for a protein of 1118 amino acids. Gene Ontology annotation, cellular component: integrin complex; external side of plasma membrane. The transcript is spliced from 25 exons. Lineage: Eukaryota; Metazoa; Chordata; Actinopteri; Cyprinodontiformes; Cyprinodontidae.
UAAAGGAGGGGGAGGCGCACAUGCAUUGAGAGAAGCCCACUUGCACACACAUAGUAGUAGCAGCCGCAUUUUCGCAGCCUGCUCAUCAGACUGACAGCAGCAAACGUAGUUUAGAGCCAACACAACAGAGAGAGGAGCACAGAGGGCUAGAAACAAGGAAGUUAUUUACAGAGGACUGAAAAGAAUAGAUUUACUCAUGAUUUGAUGCUUUUUCAGCACCCCAGGGACCAUAAGAAGCUCCCAUCUGCCCCUCUACAACUGAACUUUCUCUGCAGGAGGACCUGCCCUCUAUUAUGGCAUCGCUGAUGGGACAUGGGGACUUGGCUUUCCUCUCCUCUGUCUCCCCUCAUCCCUCGAUGUUCCUCCUUUGGACUCUCUCCUCUUUCUUAGUUCAGGUCUACUGCUUUAAUCUGGACACCACUCACACCCUGCACAAACUGGGAGACAGGGGCACCUUCUUUGGGUUCUCGGUGGCACUUCACCAGCAGCUUACCCCAGAGCCUCAAAGCUGGAUCUUGGUGGGAGCACCUCAGGCUGCAGGGCAGGGGCAGCUGAGGGGAAGUCGACCUGGAGCCCUUUUUCGUUGUCCGAUCACACCAGAAGAGUACGACUGUGAGAGGGUCGAUAUCGACGGAGACAUAAACCUUGACAGAGAGAACAAAGACAAUCAAUGGUUGGGUGUUUCAGUCAAAAGUCAGGGAAUUGGAGGCAAAGUGGUGGUCUGUGCUCACCUGUAUGAGCUAAGACAACGAGUCAGACAACCUUCUGAAACUCGGGAUCCCAUCGGACGUUGCUAUGUUCUCAGCGAUGACCUGACAAAGCGAGAUGAACUGGAUGGAGGAGAAUGGAAGUUCUGUCAGGGCCGACCUCAGGGACACGAGCAGUUCGGUUUCUGUCAGCAGGGCCUCUCUGUCAAUUUCACUCCAGAUAGAAAGUACAUCUUGUUCGGCGCUCCAGGAACCUACAACUGGAAAGGCGAGAUGCGAGUCGAGCUCCUCAACCAGACUGCGCUCGAACUUGAUUUCUAUGACGAUGGCCCAUACGAGGUGGCAGAUAACAAGGAUUUCAAUGCACGUCUCAUCCCAGUGCCCUACCACAGUUAUAUGGGGUUUUCUGUAGACUCAGCAAAAGGUAUAAUGAACCAAGAGGAGCUGACCUUUGUGGCCGGCGCACCACGUGCCAAUCACACAGGGGCUGUUGUGCUGCUGAAGACGGACAAUGUGCACCGACUUGUGCCACAGCACAUCUUUUGGGGGGAGGAGCUUGCAUCCUCCUUUGGAUAUUCUGUUUCCACUGUUGAUCUCAACAAUGAUGGGUGGACAGAUGUGAUUGUUGGGGCUCCUAACUUUUUUGACCGUAAAGCAGAGAUUGGAGGGGCUGUUUAUGUGUAUCUAAACCCCUUUGGUCACUGGACUGAUCAGGCCAGACCAAUCCGCCUGAACGGGACAUAUGAUUCCAUGUUUGGGAUGACAGUCAGCAAUAUCGGUGAUCUUGAUCAGGAUGGAUAUGGAGAUAUUGCAGUGGGGGCUCCAUUUGAUGGAGAUGGGAAAGUUUUUAUCUACAGAGGCUUGGAGACUGGAAUUGAGACAAAACCGGCUCAGGUUCUGGAUGGCCAUGACUUUGAUGUGAAACGUUUUGGAUACUCCAUCUCAGGAGGUCUGGAUAUUGAUGAGAACCACUAUCCAGAUGUGGUUGUCGGUUCUCUUAAUGACUCAGUUGUUCUCUUCAGGUCUCGUCCAGUCAUCCAAGUAACGAGAGAUGUUACAAUCGACCCUCAAUAUAUUGAUUUGGAGCAGAAGAACUGCAAGGGGAGAGAGGGAUUCUGUGUCGAGGUUCAGGCCUGCUUUAUGUUCACUGCACAUCCUCAUCACUACUCACCACAUAUUACCCUAGUGGUUCAGUUUGAGGCAGACAUGGAGCGCAGAAAGCUGGGUCUCCCUCACCGUGUCGACUUCCUGGGACGCAGCUCUCUGGACCCUGAGUACACACAGACAGAAGAGGUGGAGCUUCAUCGUCAGCGCCAUACUGCCUGCACCACAGCCAUCUUCCAGCUGCAUGAAAGCAUUCGUGACAAAUUGCGUCCCAUUUCAUUGGCAAUUACUCACACAAUCAAGCCUGUGCCACCGCGCAGGCACUCUGCGAAGAAAGCGCAGAAGCUACCACCUGUACUCAAUAUCUCUCCAUCUAACACGUUACAUUCUGAGGUGAACUUCCUGCGACAAGGAUGCGGCAGCGACAAAAUCUGUCAGAGCAAUCUGAAGCUGAGCUACCAGUUUGGAACCAAACCCCUCAGCUCUGACUUCUUCACCCCUCUGCCAAAAGAUGAUGAUGGCGUGCAGGUGUUUUCUCUGUCUGAUCAGCGACUGGUGGUGCUGGAGAUCACCGUCACCAACAUGCCUUCAGACCCUCUGAACCCUGAGGAGGAUGGUGAUGAUGCUCAUGCUUCCCAACUGUUUAUCUCCCUUCCAGACGCGUUACCUUAUGCUGGCUCCAGGGUCCCACCACAGAUGAUAUGUCAAGCCAAUCAGAACGGCUCCCUAGUUGAAUGUGAUCUUGGAAACCCUGUCAAACGAAAUGCAAAGCUAAUAUUUACCAUCAACCUGAGCACAUCAAACAUUACCACAGAGACCACUGAGCUGACAGCAGAUCUCCAACUGGCAACGAUCAGUGAGCAACUUGAUCUGGAUCCUGUCACAGCUUAUGCUAAAGUUGUGAUAGAGCUCCCCCUGUCUGUCAGUGGACUGGCUCGUCCUCACCAACUGUUCUUCAGCGGGAUGGUGAAGGGGGAGAGCGCCAUGACCAGCCUGGAGGACAUCGGCAGCCCUGUGGAUAUAGAGCUUGUGAUUUCCAAUCCUGGAAAAGCUCUCCAGACUCUAGGGUCUGCCUUCCUCAACAUUAUGUGGCCAAGUGAGUUGGCCAAUGGGAAGUGGCUAUUAUAUCCUGCAAGCCUGAAGUUUGAGGACCAACCAGAAACUUACUGUAGUCCUUCUGAGGCUAUAAAUCCUCUAAAACUGAGCUCCUCAGCUGCUGAUCAGGUGGUGGGUAGAAGUCGACGUUCACACCCAGAGGAGAAAUAUCUAGUAGUGACAAAAGACAGUGAUGAACGCACCACACCUGCUGUCGCAGCUUCAGAGAGGCGCAAGUCAAUAAAACUGGAUUGCCUCCUAGGCUCGGCCCGCUGUGUGCUGUUUCAGUGUCCACUCCACAGCUUUACCGGCCAGACUGUCCUCAAGAUCCAUGCCAGGCUGUGGAAGAGCAGUUUCAUAGAGGAUUUUCCAACAGUUAGUGCUUUGGAGCUGUUGAUCAGAGCCAACAUCACUGUGAAGUCCAGCAUCAAACACCUGGUCCUCAGGGAAGCAUCUGUACAGAUCCCAGUAAUGAUCUACCCUGAGCUUGGACUUGCAGACCAGUACUUGAUCCCCUGGUGGAUAAUUCUGGUAGCCAUUUUGGCAGGCAUCCUGCUGCUGACUCUCCUUGUCUGCUUAUUGUGGAAGUGUGGCUUCUUCAGACGCGCAACCUACAAAGACAAACUGCCCCAGUACCAUGCAGUGAAGAUUCCUCGGGAGCUUCGGCCACAGUUCCAAACUGAGAAGUCUGAAAGCGUCCAGAAAAAGGAAUGGGCCACACACUGGAGUGAUGGGACCUUGUAACUUUGAAGAAUUUGAAUCACUGUGUCUGACACUCAUUCUUUCUUUGCUUUAUAACUAACUGAUUUCAAAAGAAAAAAAGAAAAAUGCACCAAGACUGGGAUCAUAAGAUUAUGUGGAUGUCAGAAACAUGCAAAUAGUGGCUUUUGGGCAGAUCUGCAUUCUUUAAACUGCAGCUCAUUAACAUCUUGGCCUCAGAUAUUCUGUUUACACUGUGCAUCCACUAUUUCACAGUUUGACAGCGGGCAUCGAAGGCUCGCAACAAGAUUAGAACAAGCAUAGCUGCUCAGUAUGUUUUACAGCCUACACAAGGGAGCGUUGACGCUUCGCUGUCUGUCAGCAGUUUUGACUGGCAGAUCAAAGGAGGACUGGAAAAUCAAAGACACUCAUGAAUGCACAAACAUACAGGACAAUAUUAGAUGCCAACAGACAUGCAGAUUGAUGCAGAGGCCACAUGACAAAGACUACUUUUUGCCUUAACUACUGGGACUAGAGAAUGAGAAAGUAAAAGAGCUUUUUAAUGAAAAGAAUGCCUGGAAAUAAUUGUUUUGUUCGUAAUAGAGAACAAAUUGCAUUUUUCUGGCUACUUGAAACAGUAAUACAGGUGCAUCCCAGUAAAUUAGAAUAACAUUAUAAGAGGAAUUUAUUUCAGAAAUCCAGUUAAAAAAGUGGAUCAUAUCUAAAUUCCGUCAAAGUAAAAAAAAAA